UCCCGGGCCUCGCCGCCCUCCGCCGCCACGUCUCCACCCCCGCAGCUACGUGUCGCCGACCAGAGCUUCCCCCAAUCCAUGCAAACACACAGCAGGGCUUCUGGGCUCGCAGGAUUGCAAGAACAUCCCUCUCCGUCCUGCUCUCCCGGCUGACACAUCCAUUCACUGGCACGGACAGGGUCUUGUCUUAGCUGAGUUCCCAGCCGACCAACAGAUUUGAGGAGCCGUGUGGGACGCCAUGGAUCUGGUGAACGGGUUGCUGAACUGGGUGGGGACGCCGGCCAUGGUCGCCAGCCUGUUGCUCUUCUACCCGCCCUACUACCUCUUCAAGACCUGCUACUCCUUCCUCUCCUGGCUGUUCCCCGAGGACGUCGCUGGCAAGGUCGUCCUCAUCACCGGCGCCUCCUCCGGCAUCGGCGAGCAACUGGCCUACCAGUACGCGAUGAAGCGGGCCUCCCUAGUCCUAGUCUCACGAAGGGAAUCAAGCCUCCGUCAGGUUGCCGACCGAGCAAUCGAGCUUGGUGCACGUGACGUGAUCGUUCUACCAGGCGAUGUCGCUAACCCUGAUGAUUGCAAGAGAUGUGUUCAGACCGCAAUCAGUCACUAUGAUAGAUUGGACCAUCUUGUGUGCAAUGCUGGCAUUGCGAGUGUGGGGGCGUUUCAGGAGAUUCCAGAUGUCAAAAACUACAGUUCCCAGCUUGAUGUGAACUUCUGGGGUUCAGUUCAGACAACCUUUGCUGCACUCCCAUACCUGAAAAGGAGCCGAGGGAGAAUCGUUGUCACCGCUUCUGCAACAGGAUGGAAUCCUGUCCCGAGAAUGAGCUUCUAUAAUGCUGCUAAUGCUGCACUGAUAAACUUCUUUGAGACACUGCGAACCGAACUCGGAAGCGAAAUUGGAAUCACAAUAGUAACGCCUGGGUGGAUUGAGUCUGAGAUGUCGAAAGGGAAAUACCUCAAGGAGCAAGGUGAAAUGGAGGUUGAUCAAGAAAUGCGCGAUGCUCAAAUUGGUUUGUUCCCAGUGGAGUACGCAAAGAACUGUGCCAGGGCCAUGGUGCAAGCGGCUUGCCAGGGUGAGCGCUAUCUGACCGUGCCGGCAUGGUUUAGGACAAUGUACCUGUGGAGGGUGUUUGCGCCGGAGAUCGUCGAGACCUGCUACCGCCUCCUGUACAUGCACGGCCAUGGCGCUAGGCAAACCGACGCCCCGAGCAAGACCAUGGCGGAGGGUGGUGGGAAGCAGCUGCUGUACCCACCUUCGCUGCGCUCCGACGACGUCAAGACCGACUGAGGUCCGGUGCACAAAGUGCAACUUGCUUGUAGGCUCUUUCAGCAUCAACUUUUUACACUUGAUCGGCCCAUGGAAUAGGUGAAGUACAGAACUCUGGUCGAAAACUGUUAUCGUUCUGGUCAAGUCAAUAUACCGUGUACCUGAUAAUGAAUAAGACAUGCUCUGGUGGUGGUCUGUCAUCGUUAUGUGUAACCAGUGUCCUGCU
Panicum hallii is the source of this 1490-nucleotide messenger RNA. Its product is annotated as 11-beta-hydroxysteroid dehydrogenase 1B-like. Bases 239 to 1285 code for a protein of 348 amino acids. The transcript has 6 exons. The record is from RefSeq and is a predicted model, not a curated record. Lineage: Eukaryota; Viridiplantae; Streptophyta; Magnoliopsida; Poales; Poaceae.